This is a messenger RNA of Gracilinanus agilis (Agile Gracile Mouse Opossum), 1654 nucleotides long. RefSeq names its product 1,25-dihydroxyvitamin D(3) 24-hydroxylase, mitochondrial. Lineage: Eukaryota; Metazoa; Chordata; Mammalia; Didelphimorphia; Didelphidae. Gene Ontology annotation, cellular component: mitochondrial inner membrane. The transcript is spliced from 12 exons. The record is from RefSeq and is a predicted model, not a curated record. Gene Ontology annotation, biological process: glucocorticoid biosynthetic process; cortisol metabolic process; C21-steroid hormone biosynthetic process. The coding region runs from base 71 to 1654 and encodes 527 amino acids. Gene Ontology annotation, molecular function: oxidoreductase activity, acting on paired donors, with incorporation or reduction of molecular oxygen; monooxygenase activity; heme binding.
UGCCACUUUCAGCUUCUCGCACACUAUUCUCCAUUUCGUUUGCCUCACACGACUCUGUUCCCUGCAAGCCAUGAGUUCGCCCAUCAGAAAAUCCCCCUAUGUCGCUGCCUUCAUGAAGCAAAUCAGCGGACUCAGGCAGCCUCCUCGACCUGUCACAUCCUCCGCGUGCGCCCCCCAGCCUCCUGAGGUGCCGCCAAUCUGCCCUCUGAUGGUACCCAGCGAGGUGCAAUCUGCAUCUGCGCUGCCGGGUCCAACCAACUGGCCCCUUCUGGGAAGCCUGCUGGAAAUCCUUUGGAAGGGGGGCCUCAAGAAACAGCACCAUACGCUGGCGGAGUACCAUAAGAAGUUUGGCAAGAUUUUCCGCAUGAAGCUGGGCUCCUUUGAUUCCGUCCACCUUGGCUCCCCGUGUCUGCUGGAAGCGCUCUACCGCAAGGAGAGCAUGUACCCCCAGCGUUUGGAAAUCAAGCCCUGGAAAGCCUAUCGCGACUAUCGCCAGGAGGGCUAUGGACUGCUGAUUCUGGAAGGAAAAGACUGGCAAAGAGUAAGGAGUGCCUUUCAAAAAAAGCUAAUGAAGCCCACAGAAAUUAUGAAGCUGGAUGACAAAAUCAAUGAGGUCUUGGUGGACUUCAUACAAAGAAUAGAUAAUCUCUGUAACAAAAAUGGCCAAAUUGAAGAUUUAUAUAGUGAACUGAACAAAUGGUCAUUUGAAAGUAUUUGCCUGGUGCUAUAUGAAAAGAGAUUUGGACUGCUGCAGAACAAUGCCAGUGAGGAGGCUUUGAACUUCAUUACAUCCAUCAAAACAAUGAUGAGCACCUUUGGGAGGAUGAUGGUGACCCCAGUGGAGCUUCACAAAACUCUGAACACCAAGGUGUGGCAGAUGCACACUGAGGCCUGGGAUAACAUCUUUAAAGCAGUCAAGUCAUGUGUCAACAACCGAUUAGAAAAACACUUGGAGAAUCCCAGUGAAGAUUUUCUUUGUGACAUUUAUCACCACAAUCAGCUUUCUAAAAAGGAGUUGUAUGCAGCUGUUACAGAGCUCCAGCUAGGUGCAGUAGAAACGACAGCCAAUAGCUUAUUGUGGGUUUUAUAUAACUUAUCUCGAAAUCCACGGGUGCAGAAGAAGCUUCUUGAAGAAAUAGAAAGUGUUUUGCCUGAUCAACGGCCACCCAAUGCAGAGGACUUGAAGAAUCUUCCUUAUUUAAAAGCUUGCCUAAAAGAAUCAAUGAGGUUAACGCCAUCUGUGCCAUUUACAACUAGGACUCUUGACCAGGAAACUGUUCUUGGAGACUAUGCCCUACCCAAGGGGACAGUGUUAAUGUUAAAUACUCAGUUCUUGGGAUCUAAUGAAGAAAAUUUUGAGGACUGGAGUCAAUACAGACCAGAACGUUGGCUUCAGGAAAAGAAGAAAAUCCAUCCUUUUGCUCACCUUCCAUUUGGCAUUGGGAAGAGGAUGUGCAUUGGGCGCCGCUUAGCUGAACUCCAGCUCCAUUUGGCUCUUUGCUGGAUUGUACGAAAAUAUAACAUUGUAGCUCUAGAUGACGAGCCAGUGGAAAUGCUGCAUUUGGGCAUCCUGGUCCCCAAUCGGGAACUUCCCAUCGCUUUCUUGGCACGACGAGGUUCUUCAGGAGCCAGUAUGUAUGAGUUGCCAGUGUGA